Messenger RNA from Closterium sp. NIES-65, 1341 nucleotides. The record is from the annotation of a GenBank genome assembly. Lineage: Eukaryota; Viridiplantae; Streptophyta; Zygnematophyceae; Desmidiales; Closteriaceae.
AUGGCCUCUCUCCUCGGAUCGGCUACCAGCCAAUGCCGCGUCCCCGUGCAGCACGCGCUGACACGUCAGCCAGCAACUCCCAAUGCCGCUGGUCGAGCAGCCUUUUCGAGAAGGUCAUUGGCGAUAAGGUCGUCCGUUGACGAUUCUGUCAACGGCAGACGUUCUGACCCUUCGUCGCAAGAGCAUUCUCCCGCAGCAGCAGCAGCAGCGGAAACGGCGGGUGUGAGUCGUCGGUCAGUUCUCCUCGCUCCAGCUGCUUCCGCCGCUGCGGCUGUGGCGCUGAGCCUAGGGAUUGCCGCGACUGCCGCCCCUGAAAGCGCGCAAGCCUUCGGCCUGGGUGCGUGCUUUGUAGGAGCGAUGGAGCUCGGACCCUUUAUUGACCCUUCGCAUUUUUCAUUCUCCAUCCUCUCCACCUUUUCCGCCCUCUCAGCCUUUCCGUUCUUUACGCCCUUUCCGCCCUUUCCGCCUUCUACCCCCUUCCGCCCACUCCGCCCUUCCGCCGUAUCCGCCCUAUCCGCCCUUCCCCCACGCUUUGACCGCUGCACCGACGGAGUACUGCAGCUUGAAGAAGCGCAAGGCCAUUGGGUGCCUCAAACACCUCCUGGUUACUUUCUUCUGGUUUCCCCCUCUCCCCACUUCCGCACCCCUUCAUUCCCUGAUUCACCUCACACUUCUCCCUGCCUCCCCCAAUCCUUCCCCACCCCACCAGCGGGUCCCAAGGAGUGGCUCAAGGCGCAGAAGCGCAAGUCGAUGCAGUUUCUCCUCAACCCCCUCAUGGUCUCGUCCGCGCGCCUUGCAGCUGCCAAGGCUGAGUUCGUCGGGUCAAAUCUCAACCCUCUCGUGCUCUCCUCUGCGCGCGUUGUUUCUGCCAAGGCUGAGUUUGCCUCUUCCUCCUCUCUCCGUUCCCUCUCUCUCCACUCCCCGUUCUCACUCCAGUGCCACGGCUCCACCACCCCCUCUGAGCUGGCAUCGGUGCAGGCAAGAUUGCAGGAACCCUCCCUUGACAGCCUCUCUUCCGCCAUCCAUCACACCGUCUUCUUUCCUCCCUCUCUCCGUCCUAUCCACUCUUUCAUUGCAGAGGCCUCCACUACCCCAUCUGAGCUGGCGUCAGUGCAGGCAGGAGUGCGGGAAGCCUCCCUUGACUGCCUCGCCCCUGGCUUUACUCCUGGCGUGGAGCUCUGCACCUUCAAGCUUAUCCUCAAGAAUGCUGCCUCUCUUCUGGAUAAGAACGACCCGGCGCUCGUGCUGGGUGAGGAGGCGCUUCUCGACCUCAUCUGGUCGUUCAGACAGCUGCAUGGGUUGCUGGACGAGGCUCAGGGCUCCGACCCCCCUCCCCGGUGA